This is a messenger RNA of Talaromyces marneffei, 2643 nucleotides long. RefSeq lists its product as uncharacterized. The transcript has 2 exons. The coding region runs from base 1 to 2643 and encodes 880 amino acids. NCBI's taxonomy places the organism in Eukaryota, Fungi, Ascomycota, Eurotiomycetes, Eurotiales, Trichocomaceae. The record is from RefSeq and is a predicted model, not a curated record.
AUGGAUCUGCAGACGAACCACAGCCACGACACCAAGCAUGCCGAAGACGAAAGAGGGGGAGACCGAGAGAUGCAUGACCGAACUACCACCAGCACUAAUAAUCCCACCGCGAAUCUUAUUGCUUCGGAUAUCUCCACGCACAUUCCUCCCACAUCCAUCAGACUUGGAUCCGAGAAUGUGAUUAUUCCCUUUUCAUCUACAGCCGGUAGGAAUUAUUGUUCGGAAGGAGAUACGCUACAGUGCUGCUGUGGUCGACGGGAUUGUGCAUACCUCGAGCAUAACAAUGUGGCUUUGGGCGAUUUGGAGAAGGAUUUAGAGACUGCGGCGAGAUUGGGGCAGACCAAAAUGUCGCUGACGUUCUCCCUCCAGGCUCUGCUCCAACGGCACGAGACAUACGUCUCCGAAGCCGAGGCAGAUCGGAGCCGUUUGCUCCUCGAAAUGGAGCGCCUGGAACGUGACAAACAAGAAGUCCAGUCUGCAAAUGCGCGUAUAGUCGAAGAGAAUCGCCGCUUACUGGAGCAACUGGAAGGCCUCAACAAUGCCGUCGCGACUUCGGACAAUGAAGUCAAAGCGCUGUCCGAAAGGCUGCAGCAGACGCAACUUGAGAUGAGGGAGUUGGCUGCUUCAGCGGUGCGGGCGGCAGAUCUGGAGAUUCAGUUGAAUACGAUGGAGGCGGAGCAGAUGGAACUGCAGCAGCAGCUCAUCCUAACGCAUGAGGAUGAGAAAUCUGCGGUGCAGAGGUGGAAAAAGGCCGAGACGACCUUGCACGAUCUACAGGAUCAGUUGGAUAGACUUGAAUACGAAGCGACGAUGGAGAGGGAGGAACAUUCCAAGAUUAUUGAGCGUAUGGAGCGAAGACGCGCUGUGGAGAGGGAGUUGGAUGGCGCGGCUGGUCGUCUCAAGGGUGCUGCUGCGUCGGCGGUCAUGGAUCGAAACCGCAAUGCAACAACGCCGGUUGUAUCGAAGUUUGUACGUGAUAUAUUGCAGGAUAAUGCAAAUCUGCAAAUGGGUAUUGUCGAGUUAAGGGAGUUGCUGGAGAGUUCGAACCAGGAAGUUGAGAAUCUGCGGGAACAGAUACUACAUCAUCAGCCGGUUGAUGUAGAUACAGAACAGCCACCACGACCGCAAGGAUCGCGACUAGACCAGGAGCUCAAUGCAAAGGAGCCUCGACCGGUAUCGCAAGAGUUUCACGUGCAUCAUCAUUAUCAUUCGCCAUCGUCUUCGGUUAGUUCCAAGAAGGAGAAACAGCCUAUACGUCGUCCGAAGAAGAGACGACCUACACUUAUGACAUCGGGAAUGCAUAGUCCUAGGUCGCCAUAUCACAACGCACAUCCUUCAUCAUCUUCUGUAUCAACAAUCAUGUCCCAAACCUCCGUCUCGAUCCCUCCAUCCUUGUCGUCACAACGGUACUCUGUUCAUCCAUCUGGAAUAUCGUCGUUGGCUAGUUCUCCAAUCUCAGCGUAUCAACCUUCUUCGAUUUUUGAUAUUGUUGACCAGAGCGAGUUGUCACGGCCAUCAAGUCCGGAGAGUAUGGCCAUGCUGAUGUCUCCAAAACGGCCGAUGUGGAAAGGUCAUCGAUUGUCGGAUACUUCAAAUCGCUCUUUUUCUAUGCCUGGGCUGUCUUUCCCGGAUCUCGACAGUGAAAAUGUUAUUGACACUGGUGAUGAUGUUUUUGAGCAGCAGCCGACCAAGACUAGUGAUGAGAUGUGGCUUCCUCCUGCUAUACCUGAGGAGCAGGAGGAUACAGUUGAUAAGAACGAUAAUAACCAACCUACGACAGAGGAACAGACAAAGGAUGCACCAGGUCCAUCUAUUAUCGAUAAUAUCUUCGAAACCCCAUUUGACCCAAUGCAACAGCAUGUUCCUACGUUGCGAAAAUCAGCAUCCUACGAAAGCCUUCUGUCCGUCUCUGGAAUGGAUAUUCACACUCUCCGUGAACGACCGUCACAGCUGCUCGCGGGAUUCGAGUCGAGAUAUUUCCUCCCUCGUCGCCCGCCGCAGCGUGUCGUGACUGUCGCGACUGAGAUAUCGUCCACUCCGCCUGUUAUAUCGACUACAAACAUCACGGCCGAUAAGGCAAGCAUUGUUUCGACGUCAAGCCAGCCAAUGUCAUCGCAUUCAUUACUUGCCAGCGUAGCCGCAAAAUCUAGUAUUCCAGUCAUCACUUCAGAUGCCGCCAGCACAGACUCAAAUACUCCUCUAUCCUCAGACCCAGUCCCAAUCGCAAACUCACAAGACGACAAAAAACCAGCGACAAUAACCCGCAAAGUCGGCGGCUGGGUCAUGGGCAAAUGGGGCGUUGCGCCCGGCCCAGCGACUUCAGUUACACCUUCUUCAUCAUUUUCGACAUGGACAGCCGAUAUACUACGGCAUAAUCAGCAUCAUCUCAUUCAAGCGCAACAAUCAGAUGCAGCAAGCAUAUCAUCCGGUACCACUACCACAUCUGCCUCUACCUCCACUACAACGACGACGACCAACAAACCACGUACAACGACAAUACCGAAACCUAUAAUCCGUGGCUUUGGAAUCAACCAGAAAGGCCCCAUACCAGGCUUUGUGUCCACCCCACUUCCGGCGAAGCAGGUGGCUAUUCAUGCACAUGUUUUGGAUAGAGAGUUAUUGGAUGAGAGUUUGCGGGAAUAA